Entamoeba invadens IP1 is the source of this 1530-nucleotide messenger RNA. RefSeq lists its product as hypothetical. Gene Ontology annotation, molecular function: guanyl-nucleotide exchange factor activity. The coding region runs from base 1 to 1530 and encodes 509 amino acids. The record is from RefSeq and is a predicted model, not a curated record. Lineage: Eukaryota; Evosea; Mastigamoebida; Endamoebidae. The transcript has a single exon.
AUGAUGAAACACAACUUACAACAACUCACGAUGAAUGAAAUUGUAUUUAAUACACCAAAAGAAAAAUAUGGAAAAGACGAUUCGAUUACAAUUAGAGAAAUGCAAAGAUACAUUUUGAUCCUAGAAAAGAUUAUAACAAAGAAAAACACAACAAUCAUUUCAAUGGAAAAAAGGCUGGAAGAGUACAAACCGUUUAACGAAUUUGUCAACAGCACAGAUCCAAUUUUAUAUGCUUCUCCUGUUAUGGAUAUGUUGUGUGAAUUGAUAAGUGACAGAGAUGAAGAGACAAAGAAUAAAAUACUAAAGAGGUGGUCAGACCACCUUUCCAAUGAAAUGAUAACAGUAAAGAAGUUGGUCAAAAAAAGGAAAGAUUCAUUUGACCCAUUACGGUCGAAAUUGAAAUACAUUGAUUUAAAAACAGAUAUUGAGAGGGAAGAUUCUAAAGAGUUUGUUAUGUUGCAGCCCUUAGGAAGCGAAGUUGGCUUCAUACGGAGUGAUAAGAAGACUUUACCAAAUCAACAACCAAAUGUACAACUUUAUGAGUGUCUUUUAAAGAACUUUUUAUAUGAGGAAGGUAUCUAUUACACAAAAUUUGAGAUACUUACAAAAUACUUUAUCACUCCAUUAAGAAAUGCACAAUUAGCUUUUGAAUCCGUCAAAGUCCUCUCCGAUGUUCUUCCCCCAAUAAUGUCUUUGGAAAGAAGACUGAAUAGAGCUCUAAAAGCACCAGAAGCAAAUGUUAUGAAAGUGUUUAAAGACUAUGUCCAAGAGAUUGAUGUGUACAUCCCUUAUAUUAUUAUACUAAAGAACACAAAACUUCGUCAAGAUAUCCUAGAAAAUUGUGCAAACAAAACAUUCAAAAAAGAGCAAGCCGAACUUGUGAAUCAAUCUUUAUUUGUCAACCCCGACCAAAUAUUGCCUGCAACAACAUACCUCGACGCACCUUCUUUCAGAUUUUCCAAGUUGUCCAAAAUCUUUGGCGACCUAUUAUCAAAUGUUGAUAUGAAACAUCCCGACUUCUCUUCGCUGACGGCAAUAUACACUCUUGUACUCAAGACAAUGAAGAAGUAUGAACAACAAUUGAGACUCACUGAAUCCAAAAAGAGUUUGGACGACCUUCAAAAACUGUUUCCAACAGACAACAUCAUUGAGAAAGACAGAGUUUUACUGCAUUAUGGAGCACUCAAUGUAUUAGAAGACAAAUCGUCGUGGUGUAUGGGGUUUCUCUUUACUGACAUCUUCAUCUUAGCACGUUCGACAAUCCACAAUGUAGCCGGUACUUCUAAAGAGGCUCUUCUUCGCUUUGAGAAUGUUCCGAGUGGGAAAGAUGUUCUUUCACUGCAAUACUAUCGUUUUACUGAGAUUCUACGCUUCACCACAAACACGUCUCACUUCAAACAAGUGUGUGAGAAUGUUUUAGCUCCAAACGCCUUUUUUGUUCAACAAGAUGACAUCAAAGCUCAUUGCAGUUGUCCGAGUCUCAAAGAGCUUCAAGCCUGGGUACUCAACUUGUUGAAAUUGAAAAAAUGA